This is a messenger RNA of Diabrotica balteata, 640 nucleotides long. The record is from the annotation of a GenBank genome assembly. Lineage: Eukaryota; Metazoa; Arthropoda; Insecta; Coleoptera; Chrysomelidae.
GGAACCGUUAUAUUUAGAAUUUUGAAAAGAACAGCUGAUUUUACUGCUAACAGUUCUGAAAACGUACCACAAUUUCAGAGUAAACCACUACCAUUACCAAAGAGAAGUAAGCUGUUUUUAGAACACAGCAUGCGAGAACGGGAGUCAGCUCUAGAGAUUCAUCAAAGCUUUCAAAAGGAUCUAUUGAAAUUGAGACUGGACGUAGCUAAGUCACUUUUACAGUAUAAAUCAAACGAAAAUGAAAUAGCAAAUUUUACGGGACAGCUAAAAUUAUCUGCCCAGGUUCGAGGUAUAGGAACUAAAUUUACUGUCAUAUUUACUCUUGAAAAUUUGGAAUCCAAUAAGCCUAUAAGUGGUAUUAGUAUGCUACUUCAUACAAAGCCUGACUAUUACAUUUGUUCAACAAACAGAAUACUGAUUCCGCUUUUGUUGCCUGUAUCUUCAUAUAAAGUAAGAGUUGGAAUCCAAGAAAUUAUCAAUGAAGGUCAAGUUCCUUCUAAAAUUGGAGAAAUGUGUGUUAUCCGAGUUUUUAUAAUGAAUGAAAAUAAAACCCAAACUCAACCGUUGUUAACCGCAACUGUUGCUAUACCUUAUACUGACAGCGCACUUGUGUGAAGACAACAAUACGACACUAACACCA